Dermacentor andersoni is the source of this 13224-nucleotide messenger RNA. RefSeq lists its product as uncharacterized. The record is from RefSeq and is a predicted model, not a curated record. NCBI's taxonomy places the organism in Eukaryota, Metazoa, Arthropoda, Arachnida, Ixodida, Ixodidae.
GGCGGGGGAGAAAUAGGUGAUAAGCUCAGCGUUACCUAGUUUCCCUUCGCUAUGUUUAUGUAGGUGUUCUGUUUGUGUGUAGUUCGUUUGUUUAAAACAAUGGCGAAGGCUACCGUCAGGACUCCCGAGGAAGAAGCCGCUCGACUGGAGCGCCGUCGAGAAGCUGAUCGUGAACGGAUGCGUCGACGGAGAUCCGAUCCUGAAGCGAGAGCUAGGGAAGUUGAAGCAAGGCGUCGCAAGAGGCAAGAAGAUUCUGAAGCUCGCGAACGCAGCAGAUUGAAUUCUGCAAGAUACUACGCAGAACACCGAGAAGAAAUCCUGAGCGCUAGCAAACGGAAGAGGCUGCAAGAUCUUGGGUUGCGUGUGCCACUAUCGGAGCGCUGCAGCCCACAUGGAACCCUGCCUGUCGAGUCUACGAAAGCUGUGCAGACAGAGGCCACAGGGUGCUUCAGUGGUAGGAUGGACGCUGCAGUUGGGACAACGAUUGCAGACAGGGGUGUGUGCCAAUCAACCCAGACAUCGCCUGCUGCUAAGAAGGUGCACAGAUGGGCAAAUACCACAGACCUUGAUGUCCAUGACAGUGGCCUUUAUGUGCAAGCAAUUUUGAGUUGGCCUGCGUCAUCUGCUCAUGCUUACUGGCAUUCAUGAUGUCCCCCAUGCAAGAGUCCUUCAUCGAUGUGACGGCUGACUACGACACGUGUGGCACAUGAACCAAUGGUGCCUGUGCCCUCAAGGAUCAUGACGUCUUUGGUGCGACACACCAUUCAAUGAAGCAGCCACUUCGACCCCUCCACCGCCGAUGGCUUCCUCAAACUGCUUUUCCCUAUUUCUGCACUUGGCCUGCAUCAUCUGCUUGUGCUUACUGGUGUUCCUGAUGUCCCCCAUGCAAGAGCCCUUCAAUACGCUAACUAUGAGACGUGUGGUGCAUAGACCAACACUGCAAGCGCCAUCAAGCAUUGUAACAUCUUUUGUGCGACACUGGACACACCAUUCUACGACGCAGCCACUUUGACACCGCCAGCGUUACCCGAGAACCAUAUAAGCAGUCUGCGAACGGCUUUCCUCUUCUGUGGGCAUGGGAAUGCAGCACCGAUGGCAUCCUGAAAAUGGUUCUGCCUAUUUGUGCUCUAAAGGAGCGGCCUGGUGAUACAAUGGGCACAGAUCAUCGCCUGCUGGACCCACCACAGUCAUGAAAGAGGACACUGCUACACACUGCGAACAGAGAGCAGACAGUGCUAUUUAUUCCGCAUGGUGCAAGGGCAUCUCCAAAGCAACAGAAGCCACAUUAUACACUCUGAAAAUCUCCAUAGGAGCGCAAUCUUCAAAUCUAGAUGAUUGCUGUGAUGUCUCCUCAUUCUGUAGGUGUCACUUCCAGUCGAAGGUGCCUCCUUACACUUAUUGAUAUUAUCAUCAACAUAAAGGGACCAUCAUGAGGCAGAUCAGCUGCUCAGUGGAAACUUUGCCGUCAACAAAAAGUCUUUGUCUGAAAGCCAGCACAUUAUCUGUUUUAUUUGUGCACAAAAAAUGAAAACAAGCAUCUGAAGCUUGCAUGUACAAGCUUUUGGCCUUUUCACUUGUGUACAUGUACAUUUUUGCCAUUGUUGUCUCUGCCGUGCUGUGCAGUUGCAUGAAAAGCAGCCAACUGUGAACAAUGUGUAUAUAUAUAUAUAUACGUGCAGCUGUUGCCUCUGGGUGUGUGCAGUAGAACCUUGCUUAUACUUUUCUACAGGACAGCACAAUAAGAAACUUAUUAUCUAGGAAAAAUGGAACAUCCUUUAGCGUUUGUAGUAUCAAUACUAAUGAGACAAAAGGUUACUCUUGCACAGGACCUAAUUUUAUCUUCUACAGGAGGCUAAUGAACUAUUGAAAACAUGCUCAGUAGAGCUCAUUGCUGCUUGGCAGUUAGAUUGAACUUUAUACAGCUUUUUUGAGAUGCUGCAGCCGUGAAGCACAUUAAAUGGAGCUUGUAAUUUCUAUCUGGUGCUUCAGCUGAAUCUUCAAUAAUAACAACCUCUUUUCAAGCACUGACACCUCUGUUUUAGUCUAUGUGCAGUUUAGUCUACACUGCAGUAACUGUGCAAGGUAUCAAAGAUGACAGGAUAGCUUUAGAUAGGUUUGUGCAUUAGUGGACAUGAGUGCUUUCAGUGUAUGUCAAUGUCCAGCACAGAAUGUGCCACAGUCCUUCUUUAUGUCACAUUUGCAUACAGUACUGCAAUGCAGAAAACAGCCCACUCUAAGUCAUUCUGCCUUGUUUAGUUUCACUGUAUAAAGUGCUUCUCGUGGCAGCUAGCGUCAGAGCGUAAACAAACUCAACCCCACUACGCAAUGCCGGCAUGCCUAGGGACAAACGCCUACAACAUGUGCUAGGAAACUUCAGUAGUGCCUAGGCAGAGUCAUAUAUUCGAGGAGCAAAAGCCCUCAGAUUUUUUAUCUCGCGCCGCUCUUACUCACGCCUGCACACAAAUAGCUGACAAUCCCAUAAAUGAAUGUCUCGUGGCGCCACAGUCAACGUGUGCACCGACUCGCAGCGCUUCCGGUCAGCAGUGUUGCCAGGUUUGGCUAUGUAUAGCCAAACUGGGCUACAGAAAAAGAAUUUUCACGUCGACUUGGGUGAGUUGACUAUAUUUGGGCUGCUGAAAAUCUGCGACUUAGUUUUGUUUGGGCUUUACGUGACGCCCCAAUCCACGCUUCAGAGAUGGCUCUCAUAGAAUAGAUACAAAUCUAGAAGGCGAUGUUUUAGAUGGUUGAGCCAGCAGUGCGGUCGUGCGUGUACGCUGUUGUCUGAGCCGACGGAUUUGAUCUUUGAUGCACUUAAAUUUAGACCGUGCUUCACCCUGCAAACAUCUGCACCAGCAACAUCGUCUCCCCUUCGUCUUAUCUGUUUCAGCCAUCAGACACUCGAUCACCUGGUAUCGGAAUGAGCCUGGAAGAAGAGGGUGUUUCACAGUACACUCUACUAACAUGGCUAUGCUCAGAAAGGGAGAGCAAUAAAAUAGGGCCGGGCGAUCGUGGUGCCGGCAUGAAAGAAGGGUAGCACGGGUAGGUGACACGCUCCAGUGUGUUCAUGGCCAUCACUUCUGGUUGGAGUAUCACGCUGUGUACCGCUUUUGACUUGCUCCACGUUUCUCACGGCAUAGGCGCCGACUGCGGGGGGGGGGGAGGCUCCGGGGGGGCUGAGCGAUGCUGAAGCCUCCCCCCCCACCUAAUGUGUCAUUUCCAGAGUUUUGUCACCCACACCAUUUGAACAGAAACGGACUUGGCAAUUUCUUACAAACCCAUACGGGUGCAGUGCGGCGGCACAGAUGUCUAAAUGUGGCACAGAUUAGAAUGGUCACUGUGGGCAAUAGCGUGACGUCAAGGUUAUCGCAGUAUAUAAGGAGGAGAGGUAUCGGCGCUAAAGAUAGCUGCGUUAUCGAUGGGGCAGACAUGUAUACUUCGUACACCCGAAGAACAACAUGCGUACGAGAAGCUCUGCAGGGAACAGCAACAAAAAUUUAAACGGCGCCAGCACGAAACGACCACUGAUGAAGAACGUUCCCGCAACGCUGAAUGAAAGCGACAAUCGCGAGCCCGGGCACCUCCGAACGAGCAACGAUGCCAGACUCGCAACGCAAAAGAUGACAACCAUUCCAUUCUCUGAAGAUAAAAUUGCAGCGAAAGCACUUUGCUUUUCACUUGAGAGCUUUGACUGUCAUCAGCUUUCGCUGCCAUUCCAUCUUCACAGAGUGGAACGGUCAUUUUUUUUUGUUCGUGUUCACAUUCAAGAUUCAUCUCGAUACCUUCGCCCUCUGCAGUGAUUCGCUAGGAACUUGAGUUUCGGGGGCAAACCAAUUCCGUGUGUAACUGUGCAAGCAUGAUGUCGCUGUUGUUGAUGUCAAGCAUAGAGUUUCUCGCUAUAACACCUAGAGGGAAAUCUGGCACCACCGUCUAUGGGAGUUUCCUAAGGGGUGCUAUGCCGUCAUGGGAAUGACUGUGUCUGCGAGGCUUGUGUUGGCUGGUGUUGUAAGAGGCUUUGUCUAAAACGUGGAUAUGGCUACACAAAUAACGCGUUCUUAAAGUAAAAUCUUUAUUAAAAUGUUUCCAUUCAUGCAUAUUACAUCUUCCAGUGAAGUUUACUCAUCUACAAUGCAUAACCAAGCGAAGAAAAGCAAGAACAGACGGCAAACUGUUCCAAAGCGAGCAAGAAUCUUGUCGUCUGACCUUCAAGUUUAGCGGCCCGCUGGCACUUUUUAUGUUUCAUAUAAUUGUACAUGCAAUAACAAGUCCUCACAGUUAAACAAAACAUUUUUGUGUAAUAAUAAAGCUAGAACAGCUUUCUAUGUGCUGUUUUAGUAGAAAUUUAAUAAUCGUGACGACGGAACGGUGCUUGCCUGGUUCUCCGAGAACGAUGCCAAUCUGAAGUCACAAUAUACCGGCAUUCCCAUGCAUACCACUAAAGCCCCUUAAACUUUGUAAAGUAGCGGCACGCUUUGAAGAAUGCCUCCUCCUCGCGCGCUCUGGCCGAGGCAGACGCCGCUAUUGACCUAAUAGCCAUACAGUUUCCUACUUUCUUGUAGGGAACUCUAUGCUAUAGCAUCACGUGGACCCUUGCGCCGUGCAUCAGCGCCAUUUUUGCUCCAGAAACGUCUACGGAGUGGCGAGGAGCGCAUGUUGGCGCCGUUGCUACGCUCGAGCAGUGUAGGCGGCGCAACGGUCGAGGAGGGAGCGUGAAAGUGAGGAUAAACGAGGAGGAGUGAAGGGGGAGGAGGAGAGUGUCACUACUUCAGGAAGUUUAAUGGGUUUUACAUGCCACCACGACCUACUGUAUAUACAGUAGGUCGUGCAUGCCACAGCGUAGCAGCGCCAGAUUUCCCGCUAUUAUAGGUCAUAUAGUGAGAAACUCUAUGAUGUGAAGAGUCGACCGUCACGUACUUUAUGCUACAACUGGUUGCGCAAAAAGGGAUUGCCGUAGUUGAAUGUGAAAAUGUAUGUACAAAUAAAAAUGGCUAUAUUUGGCUACAACUUUUCUUUCUUUUUUUUCCCUUUGGCUACAUUUGGGCUACAAUUUCUCUAGCUUUGGGCUAUGCUGCCUUGUCCGACCUGGCAACACUGCCAGUCAUUUGCUCCUCGUCAGUCGAGCCAGCCGGAUGGCUCCCAAACGCCGUCGCGAGUCUCCCAACACGCGGAAGCAGAAGAACAACGAGCGACGGCGCUUGAAGCGGGCUACAAUGUCUCCAGACACCAAAGCAAAGGAGGCGGAGCGACGACGGCAGCAACGGCAGCGCAAUCGUCCUCAGGCGCAGACAUCGACCGCUGCGAGUGAGGCGUGUCAGCCUCAGGUUUCUCCAAAGACGAGGAGACGAAACAGCAACGCUGCGCGGAUGCGUCUGAAACGAGCCGAAAUGUCUCCAGGCAGCAAGGCGAAGGAGGCUGAGCGUAAACGGCGACAGCGAUGGCAAGCGAGAGCCUCGCAGCCAGAUGUGCCAGCCGAUAUCGAAGCAUCCACUUCAAAGCGUACCUUCCUCACGACGCAUCCCAGACUGCAGUUUGCCGCAGCGACCAACUACUUCACCAAGCAGUUCGUCCAGAACGCAUUUGGAGCUACCUGUUCUCUAUCGGUGUACUGCAGCAUACAUGGAACUCCGCCUGUUGUAUCUACAAAAGCUGUGCAGACAGAGGCCACAGGGUGCUUCAGUACUACGAUGGAUAUUGCAGUUGGGACAACGAUCGUUGACAGGGGUGUGUGCCAGUCAACCCAGACAUUGCCUGCUGCUGAGAAGGUGCACAGAUGGGCAGAUGCCACAGACUUUGAUGUCGAUGACAGUGGCCUUCAUAUGCAAGCGAUUUCAGUUGGCCUGCGUCAUCUGCUUGUGCUUACCGGUGCUCGUGAUGACCCCCAUGCAAGAGCUCUUCAAUGCAAUGACUGACUACGACAGAUGUGGCGCAUGGACCAAUGGCAUCUGUGCCAUGAAGGAUCAUGACGUCUUUCGUACGACACACUGUUCAAUGACGCAGCCACUCCGAUGACGCCAGCGCCACGCAGGAACCAUAUAAGCAGCCUGCUUGUGACUUUCCUCUUCAGUGGGCAUAGGAAUACGGCACCGAUAGCAUCCUCAAACUGCUUUUGCCAAUUUGUGCAGUCGGCCUGCGUCAUCUGCUUGUGCUUACCAGCGUUCAUGAUGUCCCCCAUGCAAGAGCCCUUCUCAAUAUCAUGACUGAUUACGACACGUUUGGUGCAUGGACCAACAGCACCUGCACCAUCAAGGAUCACAACGUCUUUUAUGCGACGCUGGACGCACCAUUCAACGACGCAGCCACUUCGACACUGUCAGCACCAUCUGGGAACCAUAUAAGCAGCCACCUGCAAGCAGCUGUCCUCUUCAGUGUGCAUGGGAAUGUGGCACCCAUGGCAUCCUGAAACUGGUUUUGGCUAUUUGUGCAGAGUCACUAGAUACCUGUGAAAUUCCAAGCUAUUGGAAGGUUGGGAAGUGGUUCCCUUACAUAAGGUUCUAAAGGAGUGGCCUGGUGAGUAAUUGGGCACAGACCAUUGCCUGCUGGACCCACCACAGUCAUGGAAGAGGACACUGCUACUCAGUGCGACCAGAGAGCAGACUUUAGUAUUUAUUCCACAUAGUGCAAGGGCAUCUCCAGAGCAACAGAAGCCGCAUUAUACACUCUGAAGGUCUCCAUAGGAAUGCAAUGAUGAGAUGAUUGCUGCAAUCUCUUUUCACUUCUGUUGGUCUCACUGCGAAGUGAAGAUGCCCCCUUACAUGUAGUGAUAUUAUCAUCAACAUGAAAGGACUGUGAUGAGGCUGGCCAUGAGAUUAAAUUUUUACAUUGCAAUAAAGAGUUCACCUGCCGUGGUUGCUCAGUGGCUGUAGUGCUGUGUUGCUGAGCACAAGGUCACGGGAUCGGAUCCCGGCCACGGCGGCCACAUUUCGAUCGGGGUGAAGUGCGAAGACGCCUGUGUACUUAGAUUUAGGUGCACAUUAAAGAACCCCCGGUGGUCUAAAUUUCCAGAGUCCUCCACUACGGCAUGCCUCAUAAUCGGAAAGCGGUUUUGGCAUGUAAAACCCCAUAAUUUAACUUUCUAAAUGUGCACAAGCCUAUUGGCCUAAUCGAGAAGUUUCAAAGCUCUGCAAUAUGACUCAUAUGACCAAUAUGACCCAGUAACAUUUUGACUGUCGAUCAGCACAGGUAUGUUCAUUGAAAAGUUGUCUCCAGCCUGAGACACCGGUGUUGUCAAGUCUCCGUCGGUCUGAGGUCGCGUCGAUUGGAGGUCUUCCGCACGUCGAGUGUCAGCAGUCUCACCUCGAAAGGUCGCUGACGUUAGUUUUCCAGGUGCGGGCUCAGAGAUCGUCCUUGCGACAUAUCCGACCUGUACCUCUCGAAUAGGAUGGUCGUGGUGAUGGCGAUCGCGACUGGCACCUUAAUGACGGCGCUGUCGGGCGAUAAAAUCUUCAAUCUCAGGUGGCCUUUGUCCAAAAUGGGGUCGGGGUGAAUUAAUAGGAAACCCCUGGAGUACAAGGCGACGAUACUGGCACUCUCGGUAGACAUGACCGACCUCACCACUGUGGUAACAGAGCGAUCGUCGGUCAGGCAUGCGCCAAAUGUCCGAUUUACGUAUGGCUGGUUGAGCCUCUCUUAAAUAAGGAACCCCCUGCGCUGACUGAAACAUCGCAUACAGUGUGACGGCAGGUAGCAGCGCUGGUGCAGGGAUAGAGUGCCUGAAUGCGUCGGUAUAAGUCACACUCUGAUAUUCGCUCGUGGUAGAAGGUGUCGCCGGCGACGGGACGGUGCCUCUUAAAACGUCAGUGUAAGUUGUGCAUUGAGGUUCACAUGAAGUCAUGAACACUGGUAGUGGAGUGGCCGGAAGUGCUGCUUUGUAACGUGGUGUGCCUAGCGCAUGCUGCGCUUCGUCACACAUGAUGUUGCUAAGGAGUUGGCUGAAGGCUGCUACACCUGAUGCAGCUGUCGCAGCUCGUCAUGGACUGCUGAUCAAAUAAUCUCGCGAAGCGACUCGACGUCGGUCGUGAGAGCUCCUAGGCCACUGGUACCAGAGGAAAGAUUCACUUGCCGAUCGUACUGGUGUGAGCGCUGGUGCAGGGUCUUCUCCAUGGUGACGGAUGGAGUGAGAAAAUCUGCAAUUGUUCUGGGUGGACUACGAUCAAACUAAUCCACCAAAAAGCUGUUCUUUCACGCCUCGCAUAAAGUGACACAUCUUCUUGUCUUCCAACAUGGUAGGGUCAGUUAGCCUGAAGAGAUGCACCAUGUCUUCCACGUACAUAGUCACGCUUUCAUUAGGUUCCUGAUUGCAAGACUGGAGGGUCCAUUCUGCUCGUUCCCAGCGAUCAGAGCUGGCGUAGAUGUCCAAGAGGCUUGCUUCGACAGAACUCAUGCCAUGAUGCCAGGACAAUGUGGGGACUUUCGCUCCUUGAGUACAUGACUGCCUAGGCACUACGGAGGUGUUUCUUAGUGCGUGUCGUAUGCGUUUGUCCCUAGGUGUGCCGGCAGAAGUCCCGGGGCACGGUAGUGCUGAACUUUAGCGUCGCAAGUUGGCGGCUGGACGUAAUUAUAUUUAUUAAAUCGUGUUUUUUACUAAUUUAAACAACGUAUCAUUAUUUCGCAUUAUUGGCGGCACCUCCAGGACACCAAAGCGGCAACGGGGACAUCAAAGCUGGAACCAGGACUGGUCCGUGGGUUGGGGCUCGCCGAUGCCUGCGCGUGCCAGGGGUGUAUAAGGUCGGCUGUUUGAUUUUUAUUUUAUUUUUGUGCGAAAGCCCCCUUGCAAGCUUCUGCCUCCGCGGCCCCAACCCACGGGCCACCCUGCUUCCAGCUUUGAUCCCCCCUAUACCCCUUGGGUGCCAUGGAGAUCUAUCCUGCGCCGCCUGCUUUAUUAUAACCUCAGGUGCUCUCGUGAGGCCUCCGUUUGGCGGUUACAUGUGCCCUCCUGGAGCAGUGCUUGUAAAUAAUCUAAUCUAGCGUCGCGACGAAAAAAGCGACCCGCGACUUAUACAACACCAGUCAGAACCUUGCUCCUUCAGACACAGCGAUCGCCAAAUGGGAUGUCCGUGCCCACUGCCUCACCGCGUGGGUAGCCAGCGGCGGAGCGUAAACAAACUGGACUGCACUCCGCAAUGUCGGCAUGUCUAGGGGAAAAAACGCAUACAAGACGCGCCAAGAAACCUCUUCCGUAGUGACUAGGCAGUCACAUAUUCAAGGAGCAAAAGCCCCCAGGGGAAGGUAUUCUGUAGGAGUCCACCUAGUGGACUGUCCAUUUCGGCCACUGCUGAUUGGCUGGGGACGCUCGUCGCCUCCUCGCUCAUACAGCUGCAUCCAAUGAGCAGCGGCCUAAAUGGACAGUCCACUAGGUGGACUCUCUUACAGAAUACCUCGCCAAACUUUCUCUCUCGCACCCGCUCUUACUCGCGCCUGCGCAGAAACGUCGAGCGCCGCCAGAAACGGCACGCCUGGCUGCACAAUGCCGGACAAACGCCUACAACGCGCGCUAAGAAAUCUCCUCCGUAGUGCCUAGACAGAGUCAAAGAUUCAAAGCGAAAGCCCCCAGAUUUUCUUUCUCGCGCCUGCGCACAAAUGGCUGUCGAUCCCUCAAGUGAAAGCCUCGUCGUGCGGGCGGCGCAUGACGGCGCAGCGGUCGAGCACUGGGCUUGGGCGUAAAUAGAAACGCGCCCCGGUCGCACCAGUCACGGCCGUAAAAAGCUUAGCCACCUUUGUGCGGUAUGUGCAGUUUGGUGCGCUGCACCCCUUCAUACCAAAAUACAGGUGUCAAAAUUAUGUGUUUCGUACCACUACCAAAGUCAUGAACUCGUCGAAUACCGUAACUGCAAGUCGGAGCCGAUCGGUGCAACGCACACACGCUCGACGGUCCGUUGAUGGCACUGACCAGAAAGGACUCUGCACUGACCACGGUGUAAGAGCACGUAAGAGUAUUCACCGUGGCACUGACGGAAACGAGUCCACGCCGCACCCGUAAAGUUGGCUUCGCAGCGGCGCAGUUCAACAUUUGACGUCGUUUUCCACCACGUGAUAGCGUUUGGCGAAUAGCGGUGCGAGUGGUGCCAGUUCGGCGCAACUUUGCUCCCUAGCAAAGGAGGCAUUGUCCCCAUGUUGUCCCUAGUGGGACUGCUCGCAGCGCCUCUCGCGCUUUCAUUCAAAAAGCGGACCAGCGGACUGCACGCGAAACAAGGACCAUAGUGACGGCGAACUCAAGGUGUUAUUGCUAUGGUGUUAUCAUGUAGGUAUUCUGUGGUGUUAUAUAACCGAAUGCAAGUGCAAACACUGCCAACGCCACCAGAAAGAAAAUGGGGCCGAAGCGUGUACUCAGUGCGGAGGAGAUAGAAGCUCGGAAGAAACGUCGAGCGGAGCAGCAACGUCGUCGUUAUGCGGCGAAGUGUGGCUUGGAACGCGAGCGUAUGUUGGCUCGAAAACGCGAAGUGGAGCGGCGUCGAAUGGAGUGUGCCUCAGAUCGCGAGCGUCUGUUGGCUCGAAAGCGCGAAGCGGAGCGGCAUCGAGUGUAUGGCUCAGAUCGCGAGCGUCUGUUGGCUCGAAAGCGCGAAGCAGAGCGGCGUCGAAUGGAGUGUGCUUCAGAACGCGAGCGUGUGUUGGCUCGAAAACGCGAAGCGGAGCGGCGUCGAAUGGAGUGUGCUUCAGAACGCGAGCGUGUGUUGGCUCAAAAGCGUGAAGCGGAGCGGCGUCGAAUGGAGUGCCCCACAGAACGCGAGCGUGUGUUGGCUCAAAAGCGUGAAGCGGAACGGCGUCGAGUGGCGGCGAUGAGCCCCGAGGAACGUAAUGAACAUUUAGCCCAUAAACGCGAAGUACAGAUGCGUCGAUCCGAUGCAGCAAGACAGCAGCGUAUCUGGGCCGCAUUCGCUUCGGCCAGUCUUGUUGCAGCCCAGGUAACAGUGGCGAUCACCAUUGUUUUCCAGCCAGAUAUUCUAGUGAGUGGUGCGGCGACAGCUACAUACGGAAGAGGCUAUCGGUGUACUGCAGCACACACAGAACUCCGCCCGUUGAAUCUACAAAAGCCGUGCAGACAGAGGCCACAGAGUGCAUCAGUGGUAGAAUGGAUGUUGCAGUUGGGACAACGAUCGUUGACAGGGGUGUGUGCCAGUCCACCCAGACACUGCCUCCUGCUCAGAGGGUGCACAGAUGGGCAGAUACCACAGACCUUGAUGUCCAUGACAAUGGCCCUUAUGUGCAAGGAAUUUCAGUGGCAGCUCUCGUCUACCUCCCAAAGCAGAAGUGGAUGCUCUACAACAAGGCCAUCUGUGUUUGGACAAGGAAUGCCUAGGGACCACACCUAGAACCCUUAAUGGGACACCUCUCAAGAUGCGAGCUCCCACAAGUUGCUGAGCACCAUUGUAUAAUGCCAUAACAGAGAAUGAUGCUGAAGUUCCGAGAAAAUCUAAACACAUCUUGAGGCUCACUACACCAAAAUAUUGCACUGCUUAAAUAAUGCAUGAAGUGAUGUCAUAGCAAUACAGAAGAACCAGUGCAAGAUUUUGUGUAUGACGUCAAAAUAGGUGCCUCACAAACAGCUCGCAGAAAGGAGCGUGUUUUGCACAACUGGAAGAAGCACUGUCAUUGCAGCUCACUGAAAGCAAUUUAGAACCCAGAUUCGGCAAAUGACCCAAAUUGCCGCGCCUGCUCGAUAGUUCACGUGCGCAGUGCAUGCUGUGGGCAGCUGUGAGACAUUUUCACAUAUCUCGAAGGUAAAGGGUACCACUGGGACAGCUUCCAGCAUGCCGUGUACUACGCGAUUGAUGUCAUAGCUGUCUCAUCUUGUAGCUGGGUAGUGCAGCAACAGUGCUCCUGCUAUGAGGCAAUUUGAAUGUUGGUAAUUAAAAAUAUCCCUGGUUGCCAGAUUUACAGGCUUGCUGCAAUUACUUCAGUGAUGUCUACUACCCAUAACAUUGAGCGCGAGUGAGACUUCUUGCAGCUUAACUUAUAAAACAAAACAAAAAAUGUGAUUCUAUGUUCCAAAGCAGCGAACUGUUUUUGAUUUUGCAUCACAUUGCCUACACAUUCAGCUACAUAAUAUUAUUUUAACAAUUAAUGCUAGGUCUUCGUGGAAUGAUAGUGUUCUGUAUUCUUGCUAUUGUUUUUAUUGCCAUUUUAUUUUGCUUUCUUAUUUUGCAUUCAUUUUCCUUGAAGGGGGUACUCUCAUUAUAGUUUCGACUCUCAUUUAAUUGCGUUAAAUGAAGGUCCUUGAGCUUUAAACCCAAGAAAAUAAUGACAAGCCUUCGAGUGCUGUAAAUAAUUUAGUGUAACAGGUUUUGUACAGCAAGUUCUGGUUUUGUUUGGCAUGAGGACACUGUUGCGACGUCACGACACAGUAUGUGGGCAUGUAGGAGCAGGACAUUGCGACAUUUUGACCCUCACUCCGGCUCACUCGGUCGUGUGCUAGGCUGCUACAUCAGCCCUCACAAUGAGUUGCAGCAAUGUGGACGACUGAGCGAGCCCCAAAGCGAGUGUCGAAAGGUCGCUAUGUCCUGCUCCCACGUGACCACACAUUGUGUCACGACGUCGCAACACAUUAUCCUCCUGGGAAACGAUGCAGAAACUGGCUGCAUAAAAGCUUUUAUGUAUAUUAAAUUAUUGACAAUGCUCCGAGACUUGUCACUAUUAUUUCUAGGGAGUAAAGGUCUAGGACUUUUAACACAAGAAACGAACAGACAAAACUAUCAUGUCAGCACCCCUUUAAUAUGUGUCCAACCUAGUGGGUUUUGGUAUAGGCCAUUGGCAGCCACUGGAUAAUAACUCCUAUUAAAUUUUUUCCUACAUAAAAUGGUUCAAGAGAAUGAACGAUCCAUGCUUAAAUCAGGGGGGUGAAUCUCUGCAUGGCUGCCAUUGGCUGUUUUCGAGCAGACGCUCUUUCGACGCUAGCGCCAAGUUCCCCUUCAGUUACGGCCCUAAACGCCGGGCGACGCAGAAGCAAAAUGGCGGCGCACACGAUUGUUUACGUUGUCAUGGCAACACGAACAGCAGCCGUGCGGCGCCGCCUCUCCCAAACGUUUUUCUUUUUUUUAUUAUGCCAAACCGCUCCGCUCUCUUUCCCCCUUUCUCCCAUGCCGCGCGCCCCGCGUACUUUUUUUUUCUUUAUUUUUACCUGUAAGCGGCGCGUUUUUUUUUUUUUUUAUCGCGCGCUUGCUACGGCGCACCACGCGCCAGCUCGCAAGCAAUGCGCGCGCUACGCAGCGCAUUGGCAUUGCUUGCGAGCUGGCG